UUCUUCAUCUUCCUUCUCAAACUCAAAAACAUUUAAAAUCCCAAAAACAAACCUUAAACAAAAAGAGAAAAGAAAAAAAUGUCAAUUGCUACCAUUUCUACAAAUAUUCAUCAUGAAGUGUUUCGUUAUUCAAGAAAACUCCUUCUUCACUCCUCCCUCCACAAGCUCUCCUUCACCGCCGCCGCUCCCUCCGCCGUCCACGACCAAUCCGAAUUCUACUCCGGCGGAGACAGCACUACCUUCGACACCAAUGUCGUCAUGGUCCUCUCCGUCCUCCUCUGCGCCUUAAUCUGCUCCUUAGCCCUCAACUCCGUCAUCCGAUGCGCUUUGAAAUGCUCCCGUUUCCUCGUCUCCAAUGACCACCGCCGCCACCCCGCCCCCACCUCCACCGGAGUCCAUAAGAAAGCCAUCAAGAGCUUCACCGUGGUUCAAUUCUCCCCGGACCUCAACCUCCCCGGCCUCGACUCCGAGUGCGUCAUUUGCUUAUCGGAGUUCGUCACCGGCGACAAGCUCCGGCUUCUCCCGAAAUGUAACCAUGGGUUUCACGUUAAGUGUAUUGAUAAGUGGUUGAGUUCUCACUCCUCUUGCCCUAAAUGUCGGCAGUGUUUGGUUCAGACUUGUGAGAAAAUCGCCGGCGUUAUUGCCUCUGCCUCCGCCUCCUCCUCUUCCGGCCACUCUCCGUCUCCUCCUCCUCCUCCGCCGCCGUCUGUGGUUGUGAACUUAGCGCCGCUGGAACCUGAAGCUCCGGUACGGAAUUUACGGCUGUAAUAUAAUUAAUUAAUAGAGAUUAUAAUACGAAUUAGGGGAAAUUAAUUUAAAGUUUAAUUUCUUUUUUCUUUGAGAUUUAUAGUUUAAUUAAAGCUUAAUGAAAUUGUAUAUAUUUCUUCUUUAA
This is a messenger RNA of Cucumis melo (muskmelon), 892 nucleotides long. Its product is annotated as RING-H2 finger protein ATL78-like. Bases 79 to 768 code for a protein of 229 amino acids. The record is from RefSeq and is a predicted model, not a curated record. The transcript has a single exon. Gene Ontology annotation, molecular function: transferase activity. Gene Ontology annotation, biological process: protein ubiquitination. Lineage: Eukaryota; Viridiplantae; Streptophyta; Magnoliopsida; Cucurbitales; Cucurbitaceae.